Messenger RNA from Esox lucius (northern pike), 6785 nucleotides. RefSeq names its product strawberry notch homolog 1 (Drosophila) (gene sbno1). The record is from RefSeq and is a predicted model, not a curated record. Gene Ontology annotation, cellular component: nucleus. The transcript has 33 exons. The coding region runs from base 327 to 4577 and encodes 1416 amino acids. Gene Ontology annotation, biological process: regulation of DNA-templated transcription. Lineage: Eukaryota; Metazoa; Chordata; Actinopteri; Esociformes; Esocidae. Gene Ontology annotation, molecular function: chromatin DNA binding; histone binding.
UAACGCGCAGUCACGUGACACAGGUUUAGCGCUCUGUUUCUGGAAUCUGUAAGGUUUAAAAUUAUGAUAGAAAUGCGAACAUUCAUUUAUUUAUCGAUUGCUGAUCGCAAACGGAUGGCCCGCGACCACUUGGAAAUCGAUUUUUAUCGACGGAGCAAUAGGUAUUCGCGCCUGAAAAUUCCAGAUCUCGGGCUAAACGUCACGUGACCAACACGCGAGUCUGGCCGUUUGGUAAAGAUGGCGAAAGGUGGUUAGAAAACAGCGGAACGAAGAGGGUAAAAGUCCCUGUAAUAGCCUCGAAAAACGGAACGCCCGUUUACUGACAAAUGAUGGAUCCUGGACAGGAUUUGCUCCUGGCAGCCCUAAGCGAGAGCGGUAUCUGCCCCAACGACCUGUUUGACUUUGACCCUCAGGAUGCUGCACUGCCCUCUUCAACUUCACAGUCAAUUUCCAUUGGUGCCCCGGGUCCUGGCUCAGGGUUGGAGGCACCUGGAGGCACCGCUCCUCCCACUCCUACAGUCACAAUCAGGCACAAGCCUCAGCCCUCAACCACCUCAUUUGUCUUAAAUCAACUGAAUCAGUUGCCUUCGCUGGGAACAAUCGUUGUGACCAAGCCCUCAACCGGAGGCACGGCACGACACACCAUCACAGUCACUAAGGUGGUCCAUACCACUCCCUCUGGCCUGCGGGGGUCCACCUCCACACUCACUUCCUCGACUCCUCUUUCCACGUCAUUCUCCACAGUUGUUCCUUCCAACAGAGAGCAGAUUCAGCUGAAGGACCUGUUGAGGACUGGUGGUCUGAAGGGCAGCACAAUGAAGAGCAGUAGUCUGGUGGAACUCAUGAAGCUCAAGCCACCGCCAGACAUCGCCCAGCCGGUCGCCACAGCAACCGCAACCGGCACCAAAAUAAUUCUGGUCUCAACAAAGAUGAUUCAUAAACCAGCGGAACUGAACAACGGGGUGAAGAAAGAGGUGACGAGUAAAGACGUAGCUCGGAUCUGGGUGAACGACGAUGUGAAGGUGCGAAGCUUUUCACCAACGCUAAAACUGACAGGAAUUAAAGACGAGGAGGAACCUGAGGAAGAAGAGGACGAAGAGCUUGGUCACGCUGAGACAUAUGCCGAGUACAUGCCGAUGAAACUGAGGGUUGGGUUGCGUCACCCAGACCCGGUUGUGGAGACCAGUUCCCUGUCCAGUGUGAGCCCCCCUAAUGUGUGGUACAGGCUGUCAAUACCGGAGGAAACCAUCGACCGCGGCUGGCUGUCUGCCCUACAGCUGGAAGCCAUAACCUACGCUGCCCAGCAACACGAAACGUUCCUCCCUAACAAAGACAGAGCGUCCUAUCUGAUCGGAGAUGGCGCAGGAGUGGGCAAGGGCCGGACUAUCGCCGGUAUCAUCUAUGAAAACUACCUCCUCGGCAGGAAAAGAGCCCUCUGGUUCAGUGUUUCUAAUGACCUGAAGUAUGACGCAGAGAGAGAUCUUAAAGACAUUGGAGCCAAGAACAUUCAGGUCCAUUCCCUAAAUAAGUUUAAGUAUGGUAAGAUCUCGUCCAAGCACAACGGUAGUGUGAAGAAAGGUGUGAUCUUCGCUACGUACUCCUCACUGAUAGGAGAGAGCCAGUCUGGAGGGAAAUACAAGACCCGCUUCAAACAGCUAUUACAUUGGUGUGGAGAAGACUUUGAUGGAGUUAUUGUGUAUGAUGAGUGUCACAAAGCCAAAAAUGUCUGUCCCAUCGGGUCGUCCAAACCUACCAAGACUGGGUUAGCUGUCCUGGAGCUGCAGAACAAAUUGCCCAAAGCCCGGGUGGUCUACGCUAGCGCCACUGGUGCAUCCGAGCCCCGUAACAUGGCCUACAUGAACCGACUGGGUAUCUGGGGGGAGGGGACCCCUUUCAGGGAGUUUAGCAACUUCAUCCAGGCUGUGGAGCGAAGAGGUGUUGGUGCCAUGGAGAUAGUUGCUAUGGAUAUGAAGCUGAGGGGGAUGUACAUCGCCAGGCAGCUGAGCUUCACUGGUGUCACAUUCAAGAUCGAAGAGGUUCCCCUAACCAGCCACUACAUCAAAAUGUACAACAAGUCUGUGCGCUUGUGGGUGGCUGCACGGGAAAAGUUCCAGGCUGCCGCUAACCUCAUGGAUGCAGAGCAGCGGAUGAAGAAAUCCAUGUGGGGUCAGUUCUGGUCGGCCCACCAGAGGUUCUUCAAGUACCUCUGCAUCGCCUCCAAGGUCCGCAGGGUGGUGCAACUCGCCAGAGAAGAGGUCAAAAACGGAAAGUGUGUGGUGAUUGGCCUUCAGUCAACCGGAGAGGCCAGGACACUAGAGGCCCUGGAGGAAGGAGGCGGAGAACUGAACGACUUUGUCUCCACUGCCAAAGGUGUUCUGCAGUCCUUGAUAGAGAAACACUUCCCUGCUCCAGACAGACAGAAGCUAUUCAGCUUGCUGGGAAUCGACCUCUCUGCCAAGAAGACCCCCUCGCCCAGCGAGCCUGCUGCAGAGCCCAAGGGCAAGAAAAGGAAAGGUGCUGAGGUAAAGAAGCCUCAAAAGCGGAAGAGAAAGUCUGGUGGUCUGUCAGGGAGCAGCUCAGACGACAGCGAAUCCGAAGAGUCUGACAAGGACGACGUGGAAAGCGACGACAGCUUCAAAUCAGUCAGCUCAGGAGAUGAUGAAGAUGACUUCAACCCCUUCAAGGAUGAUUCCAGCGAGGAUGAGGAGGAUGACCCCUGGCUUUCUGGAAAAAGGAAAGAAGGAAAGAAAGGCAAGGAGAAGAAAAAUAAAAAGAACAAAAAGAAGAAAAGCAUUGACCCAGACUCCAUCAACAGUGCCUUGUUAGCGUCUGGUCUGGGCUCCACCAGGCCUGCUUUCACCGCUCCCAUUGUCAAGACCUCCUGCGCCCCGGCCGUAGCCAAGGUAGAAGUAGAUGACAGCUGUAUGACCAGUCAGGAUGCUGUAGAAGAUGCUCAGCAGAUGAAGAGAGAUCUGUUGGAUCAGCUGGAGAAGCUGGCUCCUGAUCUCCCUCCGAACACCCUGGAUGAACUCAUAGAUGAGCUUGGAGGACCAGACAAUGUGGCUGAGAUGACUGGUCGUAAGGGCCGUGUUGUCAGUAACGACGACGGCAGUAUCUCCUACGAGUCUCGCUCCGAACUGGACGUCCCUGUUGAGAUCCUCAACCUCACAGAAAAACAAAGGUUCAUGGAUGGAGAGAAGAACAUAGCCAUCAUCUCGGAGGCGGCCAGCUCUGGUAUCUCCCUGCAGGCUGACCGACGGGUGAAGAACCAGAGGAGGAGGGUCCACAUGACCCUGGAGCUGCCCUGGAGCGCAGACAGAGCCAUACAGCAGUUCGGGAGAACCCACAGGUCCAACCAGGUGACGGCUCCUGAGUAUGUAUUCCUCAUCUCUGAGCUGGCUGGGGAACAGAGGUUUGCCUCCAUUGUGGCCAAGAGACUGGAGAGCCUGGGUGCCCUCACGCACGGAGACAGAAGAGCAACAGAGACCAGAGAUCUUAGCAGGUUCAACUUCGACAAUAAAUAUGGCAGAAAUGCUCUUGAGAUUGUGAUGAAGUCCAUCGUCAACCUGGACUCUCCAUUAGUAAAUCCCCCUGCAGACUUCGUUGGGGAUUUCUACAAAGAGAUCCGUCAGGGGCUGAUUGGAGUGGGUCUGAUUAACGUGGAGGACAAGUCUGGAGUUCUGUCUCUGGACAAAGACUACAACAAUAUAGGGAAGUUCCUGAACCGCAUCCUGGGGAUGGCAGUGCAGGAGCAGAACGCUCUCUUCCAGUACUUCUCUGACACGCUGGCCGCUGUCAUUCAGAAUGCCAAGAAGAACGGACGCUACGACAUGGGCAUUCUGGACCUUGGUUCUGGGGAUGAGAAGGUGAAGAAGAUUGAUGCCAAGAAGUUCCUGACUCCAGGCUACUCCACCUCAGGACACGUGGAGCUUUACACGGUAAGUGUGGAGAGAGGCAUGUCCUGGGAGGAGGCCACGCAUGCCUGGGCUGAGCAGAGUGGACCCGACGAUGGCUUCUAUGUACAGAUGAGAAACAACAAGAAGACUGCCAUCUUGGUGCAGGAGGUGAACAGUAAGAAGCGGCUCUUCCUGGUCUACAGACCUAACACAGGCAAACAGCUUAAACUGGAGGCCUACGCUGACAUCAAGAAGAAGUGUAAAAAGGUGCUAUCAGAUGAUGCCAAGCAGCACUGGAUUGACCAAUACAAAGCUUCUGCAGAGAUCUGCGCUCAUGCUUACUGGCGUGGUAACUGUAAGAAGGCGUCGGUGGGGCUCCAGUGUGAGGUGGGUCUGCGCUGCAGGACCUACUAUGUGCUGUGCGGCUCGGUGCUCAGCGUGUGGACCAAGGUGGAGGGAGUCCUGGCCUCAGUCAGCGGAACCAACGUCAAGAUGCAGAUCGUCCGCCUCAGGACGGAGGACGGCCAGAGGAUUGUUGGCCUGAUCAUUCCAGCCAACUGCGUCGCUCCCCUGACCAACAUCCUGUCGUCAUCCGACCAGUCUCAGCAGCUGGCUGUUCAGCAGCAGCAGAAGUGGCAGCAGCUGCACCCUCAGAGCCUCAGCCACACACACAACACAUAGCAUGGGUUCAUCCCCGCCCCACCCCCACCCCCCGGUUCGACCUGGUGGGCUCUGACGCCAUCUUCUCCACGGCCUGGGUUCUUCACCCCACCUGACGGGAUAUGACCCCAUUUCCACCUGGAUCUCCACCUCCGCGGCGCUGCAGCACCACCACCCUUACACCUCCCCAGCUUCCUCCGUUCAUUCUGAGGGACCCGAGGUGCGGCGAGCGCCGAGCUGUGGUUCUCUCCGGAGUUCAACCAAGGUGGCAGAGGGUAAAGAUGUCAGGGUUUAUGUCCAAAGAAGAAAGACUGUCUCCCUGUUGUCACCCAGAGUUGGCUAGACUACUAUUAGUCCUCUGAGAUUCAGAGCUGAAGAUUUAGAAGAGGCUGCGGUGAUAGAGGGGAGAGGAUGGGACGUGUGUCACAGUGAAGAGCGAAGAGGCAUUAUAAAAAAUGCUUAGGACUUAUAUCUGUUACCCCACCCCCCUUGGGCGCUAUGUAAAUCCAUGCCCUCAGCCAAGGGACUUCACAGUGUACCUCACAACAAAGCUCAGGGGAGAUGAGUGUAUGUGGACUCAGUCGCCAAACACACUUCUGAAAAUUAAAAUGUACCUAUUUUGUUCUGUAGCCACGUUCUUUUGUUUGUUUGCUAACAAAUGUGUGGUUUUUAACAAAAUACAAUACAACCACUGUUUGUUUCUUUUGCUCUAAGGUGGAAACUCGCUGUGAAAUCGCGUGCCAAUUGAAAUUCCAAUUACAUAAGCAUAUACCUCAAAACUCAGUCCAAUCAAAUCGCUGUCUAAAAUGUAUGAAUUGACCUUUGGCGUAGUCAGAGAUGCAGUCCACUCUCUUCCACAACUCUGAUGUGAAGUACAUUAAAGAGUCAAGUCCUUUGGCUACGAUGCCCUGUGCUUUCUGUUGGUGUUUUGUUCCUAGCAAUGCCUUCUCUACUAAAGGCUGGGGAACACCACCAAAGUUUUUCUACUCAUGACGGGACAGUGCUCAGGGGUUCGUCAAGCUACACAGUAACCCCCUUGGGUUUUUGUUUUUUAAACAAACUAUUUUACAAAAUGUCUACCUGAGAUGCAUGACUACACGCACCCCCACCUUUUAUUUUUCUCGGAAGUCUCAGGCAUGAUGACAACUACUCUUAACAUAGCGACAUCUUAAAUGGCCCCCUAUUUCCCUGGAUGGUGUACUGUGAGCUGUGCACCUUUUAGGGAAUAGGGUGUAAUUCCAGAUGCUAUCCUUUUUUCAUUUCGUACUGACAGAAAUGUAUAAAACUCGGGUGUAUCCUUCCUACCCACAGUUGUUUACAGCUUGACUAUCAAGAACUGUGACUGCAUGGUUUAAAAUUGUUUAAAAAAACCAUUUAAUUCACCUGCAUUAAUUCCUCUGCGAUGAAGAUGUUUGAAAUUGGUUUCUAUUGAUCUGGCAUCAGAUGGGACAUAACAUCUUGUGGUAUCAAACUCUUGCAAAUUACAGAAGAUAACACACUCCUUAUUAAAUGGCCCUUGAUAGGUCACAGAUCUGGUUGGUCAAUACAGGCUGUUUAAAAAUGUGAGAGUAAAGGCUAGUUUUCAAGAAAGUGUGUGUUGCUGAAUCCAAAUGAACCCCUUGCUUCUACCUCCUGCUUUUGUGGAUUUUAAAGGAUUGGAUAGAUGUAAAGAUUGCACCUUUAGAUACGGUGUAACUUAUUAGGAUAUUCAUUGCUAUCAGAUCCUGUAGAUAUCCAUGAAGUAUCAAGGGGGUCAGGGGUCUGUGGUUUUUUCGGAUGGCCUCACUUAUUGUGUACUGGAACCUUACCUCCAUUCUUCACCAGUCAGCAACAUUGCUGCUUGGUGUCCGGUACUUUUAUACCUGUGGAUUUCUGUUUUUCCGUCACUUUAAACAUGACGUAGAGGGGCUAAAGACUUUUAAAAAAAGCUUUUCUUGGUUUAGAGUGCUUGUAAAAAAACAAAAAAAAAUUAAAAAGUUGACUGUUUGGCCUGUUGAGUGUAGGAUGCUAUAUUGCUAUACUGUUGUGUCAUAUCUGAAUAUAAGAAACCUGUUUUUGCUUAAAUAGCUGUUUGUGAAAAACACUUGAAGGACAGUGUAGUUUCAUCCUUGCACGAGUUGCACUACUGACUGAUUUGUUGUACAAAUACUCUGUAAUAAAUGAUUUAACUGCAAGAUUUCUACCUCUUGCAUAUGACCAAUAAAUCCCAAGGACAAAGUUUGAAUUUCA